Messenger RNA from Ostertagia ostertagi, 1672 nucleotides. Lineage: Eukaryota; Metazoa; Nematoda; Chromadorea; Rhabditida; Trichostrongylidae. The record is from the annotation of a GenBank genome assembly.
UUUAUCACCGGUGUCAUCAAUCGUAGCAAGGUGAUCUCCUUCGAGCGAUUCAUAUGGCGAUUUUGUCGAGGCAAAGUUUUCGUACGAACUGCCGAUAUUACUGAGAAAACGGAACUGUUUGAUCAUGACAAAGAUGACGACAAGGCCGUGUUCAUUCUGUUUUUCUCUGGUGAUCAGCUCCGAUCGAGAGUGCAAAAGAUCUGCGCCGGAUUCCAUGCCACCAUCUAUAACUGCCCUGAAAGUCCAAACGAGCGAGCUCACCUUCUCGCCCAGAUCAAUGGACAAGUCGGCGAUAUGCAAAGCGUUAUCGGCAAAACGCUCGAGUACCGUCACAAAAUCGUCUUCGCAGCGGCACUGAGCGUGAAAAAUGGCCGUUUUAAUGGUAGAUCUAAUGACCAAUCCGGCUCUACAGUACACGCUGUGUUGAACGAAAUGGAAACCCAUAAAAUGCCACCGACACAUUUCAAGUUAAACAAGUUCACUCAAGGAUUCCAAAAUAUUGUCGACGCCUACGGUAUCGCCAAUUAUCGAGAAGUCAACCCAGCCCCGUGGUCGAUCAUCUCUUUUCCAUUCCUGUUCGCUGUCAUGUUCGGAGAUUCUGGGCACGGAAUAAUCAUGUUGCUAGCUGCUCUGUCCUUUGUAGUCUUCGAGAAGAAAUUGAUUUCAAUGAAAAUCAAAGACGAGAUCUUCAACACUUUCUUUGGUGGUCGUUAUGUGGUUCUUCUCAUGGGUAUAUUCUCCAUAUACACCGGCUUCCUUUACAACGAUAUCUACUCCAAAUCGAUCAAUGUCUUCGGAUCUUCUUGGAAAAAUCCAUAUCCGGAGUCAUUGCUGGCGCACAUGGAGGAGCAAGGCCACAACAACAGUCAAACUUUGGAUCUGACUUUCCCACCGGAGUACGCCUUCGAUUCCAAUGCGGGCCCGUACCCAUUCGGUGUCGAUCCGGUCUGGAACAUUGCCAAGAACAAGCUGAACUUUUUGAAUCCAAUGAAAAUGAAGACGUCCAUUAUUCUCGGAAUAUCCCAGAUGACCUUUGGACUUCUUCUGUCGCUCUGCAACCACAUUCAUAACCGUUCUGUGGUUGAUGUGCUGUUCGUAUUCGUGCCGCAAGUGUUCUUCCUCUUCUGUAUCUUUGUCUAUCUAUGCGUCAUGGUGGUGGUGAAAUGGAUAUUUUUCUACGUGAAACCGGCGUUUAUUUUUGGUCGGCUGUAUCCUGGUCCUUUCUGUGCACCAUCGCUGCUGAUUGGUCUUAUCAGUAUGUUCAUGCUCAAAGCUAGAGACUCCAGCGUUCUAGCGUUAGGAUGCGCUGCUGUGAGAGGCGGAGUGCGCUCAGUCUCCCGGUCAAUGAUCCAUGGCGAUGAUGAAGCAAUGAGUGAGUUCAAUUUCGGCGAUGUGAUGGUGUACCAAGCAAUCCACACGAUUGAGUUCGCACUUGGUUGUAUCUCGCAUACUGCUUCUUACCUUCGACUUUGGGCACUUUCACUGGCUCAUGCGCAGCUCUCGGAAGUUCUAUGGGACAUGUUAUUGUCUAUCGGCUUGAAUAUGGGCGGAUGGGGCGGAUCAGCUGCAAUCUUUAUUCUCUACUAUUUCUUUGGAACACUGUCGAUCUCGAUUCUGAUUCUUAUGGAAGGUCUUCAGCAUUCCUUCACGCUCUUCGUCUGCAUUGGUGAGC